Molecule: messenger RNA, 10325 nt
Organism: Vanessa tameamea
Lineage: Eukaryota; Metazoa; Arthropoda; Insecta; Lepidoptera; Nymphalidae
Gene: faf
Product: probable ubiquitin carboxyl-terminal hydrolase FAF-X
Exons: 49
Biological process (GO): cell migration; protein deubiquitination
Cellular component (GO): nucleus; cytosol
Molecular function (GO): cysteine-type deubiquitinase activity
Source: RefSeq, a predicted model, not a curated record
AUACAUCUCAAACGAAAUACGAUACAUGUACCAUAACAAACCCUACAAAUAUAUCAUCUAUUUUCGUUAUUACGUCAAAGUGUAGUGCUUAUUUGUGAUUUAAAAUAUUUUACAGUAAUUCAAGUAUAAAGAUAAGGAGGAGGGAAAUGAUUAGAGUUAUGUUAUAAUAAUGACAAUAUCAAUGAAGGAACAAGAUCAGAUGCCCGGGGAGAUGGGGUUCCCCGAGGCUAAACUCAAAGCAUUAGAAGAGAAAAUUUCCCAUCCCCGAUGGGUGGUACCUGUUUUGCCUGAACAGGAGUUAGAAGCUCUUUUAGUAGCAUCUACUGAACUAGCUGCAAAAGGCGAAGAUAUAAAUAAUCCAGCCUGUCAAAGAUUUUACAGUGAUGCUUUGACGGUGUCAUUUACAAAGAUUUUAACUGACGAUGCAGUCUCAUCUUGGAAGAAUAACAUUCAGCAAUGUGUGCGAUCAAACUGUGAAAAGCUGGUUAAAUUAUGUGCCAUGAAAUUGGAUGAUUCUAGAUUUUUACAUUUGCUACACAUAGCUUUUAAUCCAAACAACAAAUUUCAUACUUUUAAUGCAUCAAGAUCAUCGGAAGGUUUAUCGGCACCAAAUAUUUCUACAACUGCCGGGCAAGGUUCAACACAGGAGUCUGAAGUGUUUGCAAAAUCACAAGAUCAUCGGACACCAAGAGGAUGGCUGGUCCAUCUUAUUAAUGUAUUUGGCCAAGCAGGAGGUUUUGUUAAGUUAAGGGAAAGAUUUGAAUCUAUUAUGGGCUUUAAAAAAUCUGAAUUGACAUCAUCGGUUAUAAGUGAAGAAAAAGUAUUGAGUGAAAUAAUGGAAAAAGAAAAUGAAGAAACUAAGUUAAAUGUAACUGAAAAUAUUAUGCCUGUAACAGAAAACAUGGAGAAUUCAAUUACAAGAAAUGAACAACCAUCCUCUCUAGAACAAUCUACAAGUGGAGAUACACGAGUAGCUGCUGUAUGGCAAUUAAUACGCCCUUUUGGUGUUUGCCAUGAUCUCCUCACUCCAAAUACUGUCACUAUAUACCUCUUACCUGUUUUGGAAUGUAUUCCAACUCUCCUCGAAAGUCUUACAGAUGAAGAAUUAAAGAGAGAAGCUCGUGGCAGUGAAAACAAAACUGACACAGUGUCUUGUUUGAUUCGAGCUUGCAAAUCUGUAUCUGUUAAGACUCCUCAACAUCACAGUCUCUUGAAAUCUUUAGAGAUGUUUCGGUUGAAGAUGAUCUUACGAUUAUUACAAAUGUCUUCAUUUAAUGGGAAAAUGUCAGCUUUAAAUGAAAUAAAUCAACUGAUAAGUACAAUUUCACAACAACCUAAGCCCGAGUGGCUUACACCUGCAGUAAUUACGAACUGGAUUCGUGAGAAUAAAGUUGUAGAUAUAGUCUUACGCGAUUCUCUUCACCAACCUCAGUAUGUGGAUCGACUGGAAAAAAUGCUUAGGUUCAUGAUCAAAGAAAACUCCCUUACAAGGGACGACUUAGAUGCAAUAUGGAGGGCACAGCAAGGUAAACACGAGGCGAUAGUCAAAAAUCUCCACGACCUUCUCGCUAAACUCGCUUGGGACUUUACACCGGACCAGCUGGACCAUUUAUUUGACUGUUUUAAGGCAAGUUGGGCAACAUCAAGUAAGAAACAAAGUGACAAAUUACUAGAAGUUAUACGAAGACUCGCUGAAGACGAUAAAGACGGUGUAAUGGCGAAUAAAGUACUUGUACUAUUCUGGAAUUUAGCACACUCCGACGAAGUAUGCACGGAAAUCAUGGACGUAGCACUGGCAAAUCUUAUUAAAAUACUCGACUACAGCUGCAGUCAGGACCGCGAUGCUCAGAAAACUUUGUGGCUAGAUAAAUGCGUGGAGGAGCUGAAGAGCAACGACAAGUGGGUGCUGCCGGCGCUGAAGAUGAUGCGCGAGAUCUGCUGCCUGUACGAGGCGGGCGGCGGCUCGGGCGUGCGGCCGCACGUGACGCGCCAGGAGCUCAUCGACCGCCUGCAGACGCAGCACUCGCUCGUCAUCCUCGUCACCGACUCGCUCACCCACUACAUGGACGCCGUGCGGACCAAGUUGGCAGAGGAGAGUGAAAUAGAUUGGGAGAAUUGGCUUCCCGAUGGAAGAUAUCCGCAUGCGGCGCAAGUUCAUGAAAGAUUAAGUUUUCUUCGCUUUCUUCUUAAGGAUGGGCAACUGUGGCUCUGUGCUGAGCAAGCGAAACAAAUUUGGAUAUGUCUAGCCGAAAGACCGGCUCACUUAGGGGAUCGUGAGGCUUGCUUUCGCUGGUUUAGUAAGCUGAUGGGUGAGGAACCCGAUUUAGAUCCGAAUAUUAAUUUGCAUUUUUUUCGUCGGAAUAUUAUGACACUGCCGCCUAAUUUAUUAACUCACUCCGGAAUAAAAUGCUUUGAGAGGUUUUUUAAAGCCGUUAAUUCCAAAGAAGGUAAACUUAAAGUUAAACGACGUAGUUUUUUAUUAAACGAUGCCGAUCUCAUAGGAUUAGAUUAUUUAUGGAGGGUGAUAACCGAGUGUGACGACGAGAUCUCAGUGCGCGGCACGGAGCUGCUGCGCGAGGUGUGCACGUGCACGGGCCCGCAGCUGUCGCCCGCGCACCACCACGAGGCCUUCCUCACGCACUGCUGCGCGCGCACGCAGCGUCUGCAGAAGGACAUGGACCUGGGCGAUGCUGCUGAAUGUUGUACAAGGAUGUGUAGAGUAAUUCGUGCCAUACAGGAAUAUAUUAAUGAAUGUGAUAGAAGAUUCACUGCAGAGCGACAAAUUCUUCCGAUUUAUAGAUCGGGUAGAGGCAGGCAAUGUACUAUAAUAGUAAGAUUUAACUUUCAAACGGGCCAAAGACAAAUUGAAGAUAUAGAACUGUUUUCACACUCAAAUGAAACAUUACAUUCAUUACGAUCUGCAGUUCAGAGAAGGUUAAAAUGUGCGUCUGAUAGUAAUAUUAAAUUAGAAAUGUACAUAAAUAAGUUAGAGUUGUAUGUAAAUGGUGAGCUUUUGGACACAAGUUUUGACCGUAAAAUACUCUCACAAAUACCUCUUAGGGACAAAACUGUAAUCGUUGCUAAGGUAUAUGAUGGGCAAGUGUGUGGAAGUGGUGGUUGUGGAUCUUCAAAUGAAUCCAGUAGCGAUUCGAGUACGUCAUCUCCGCCGUUACCCCCUACUCCGGAACACGCGUUACCGGGAGUCCUUUUUGCACAAGGCUCGUGGUACCUUCCAUUCAUAUUGGAUUUGGAACAUAUUGGUAUUACAAAAGGGCAUGCUCAGUUAACUGAAGCAGCCCAUCUUUUGUCACAAAUCUGUCCUAGUCAUAAACAAACAGUGGAAAAAUUAACAGAAGCGCUUCUUAGCCGAGAUGAUACCAAAUUAAGAGAUAUGCUGUAUGGACCAGCCCCACCUACUGUUGCUUAUAAUGUAGAGGUACUAUACAGCAUGGUGAUGCCUUCAUCGGAUACAAGAUUAGAACGUAACCGUAGUUUUCAGUUAGCGUGUGUUAAGAAGGCUCCACUUUUAGUGCAAUGCUUAUCCGAUAGCGAGUUUCUAAAAGAUGCGGCUCCGCACACUAGAAGAGUCGGCUAUUUGGCUUUGGUACGACUAUCCAAAUUGGCUCUGUACACUUUAGGACAUCUUUUCGAAAUACUCGCACCAGAUGGCUCUGACACCUCUGUAGAUAAAGAGUUUCGAAUGGAUGUGACAAUAUUGAGGGAGGCAUUGCAAACGGUACCUAACCAUAAUUGUGAGCUUAUUGUUAAGGCCAUAGCUGAAAAAUUGGCGAAUACUUUAGGUGAACAGAUGGUGACCAGCAGCGAGGACAGCGACUCAGUGUCGUCGUUGGUGUGGUGGCGCGUACCUACCACCGCCACCGUGCGCGCGCUCUACUCGCUCGCACACUCCGUGGCGCAACCCGUCGACCACAACGGUCUCGUGCACUCGGAUGACGUCAUAUUGGUGCGCGAAUGCAUGGAAGUCGUCACCAUAUGCAUGGCAUUAGGUGGUGGACAUCUGGAAUCUCUUCUACAUGAAUCCUGGUGGCAAGAAACGGCGCUGUACUUAAUGAUCGAUUGCCCCAACCCACAGGUGCGGGUGUCGUGCGCGGAGCAGCUGCUGGCCAUGUGCGCGUGGGGCGGCGGCGGCGGCGCGCGCGGGGCGCUGGCGGCGCUGGGCGGCGCGGGCGGCGCGGCGGCCACGCCCCGCCUCACGGCGCACGCUCGCCACGCGCAGCAGUUCCUGCAGUUGUUGUGCCGCCUCGUGUCGCUCGCUGGGCCCACCUCGCGUACCUUGGAGGACUUGACCGUCGAGGUUGAGUGGCUUCGAGCCGUACGCGCUAAUCCUGCCAUCCUGGACGAUACUUUACUAGAAGGCCAUCUAAAUCUCACCAAAGAAUUAUUUACACAUGUCCCCGCCCAAGUAAAAUACCAGUAUGGCUCACAUCCGGACCAUAAAGACUCUGGCCUUAUAAAGGAAGUGACAACCGAAUUCCUGUGGCCAUACUCUUGGGCGUGGUGCCACAUGGGAGCCGAAGGCGAUCAGAUAGGCGAGCAGCCGGUUGAGCAGACGGGUCAGCAGACAGGCGAGCAGGCGGACGAGCCAGCGGGUGAAGAGGGCGUAGCGCCGCUGUGUCGCACGCCGGGCGCGGCCGCCGCCGCCACCGACCUGCUGCUGGCGCUCGUCGGCGCCUGCGUGCCCAACAUGGCCGCGCUCGCAGACCUCCUCGACCGGAUGUUCUAUAGCGAUAAGAGCAUGGGUCUCACCGAGUGGGAGUACAUGCCGUGUGUGGGUCCGCGGCCGGUGGCGGGAUUGGUGGGGCUAAAGAACGCGGGCGCCACCUGCUACAUGAACUCUGUGCUGCAGCAGCUAUACUGCGUACGCGCUGUGCGAGACGUGCUGCUGGCCGUUCAAGGUGCGGCGACCGACCCAAAUGAAGAUUUUUCAGGAGAAUCACAUCACCACAGCAUUUUGGAGAACAACAUAGAGGUAUACGGUCGAAAUAAAUAAGCUUCUAUGUAUACGUUAUUCAAAAUGGAUCACUAAUCAUGGAGUUUGUUUCAGAAUAAUAACGAUUAUAACAUCAAUAUAUUAAAACAAGUUCAGGCCAUAUUCGCGCAUUUGCAUUUUAGCAAACUCCAGUAUUACGUACCAAGAGGACUGUGGGCACACUUUAGGCUUCAAGGAGAACCGGUUAAUUUACGUGAACAACAGGAUGCCGUCGAAUUUUUUAUGUCACUAGUAGAAUCUCUAGAUGAAGCACUAAAGUCCCUAGGUCAAGAACAACUAAUGGCUAAAACUAUGGGUGGCACAUAUUCGGAUCAAAAGAUCUGCAAAGGUUGUCCACACAGAUAUUGCAAGGAAGAACCAUUUAGCGUAGUCUCCCUAGAUAUUAGAAAUAUGUCGCGGUUGCAAGAAUCCUUAGAGGCAUAUGUUCGUGGUGAACUACUGGAAGGAGCUGAUGCUUAUUACUGUGAUAAAUGCAGCAAGAAGGUAGUAACAGUGAAGCGAUUAUGUCUUAACAAAUUGCCUCCGGUAUUAGUAAUUCAGCUGAAAAGAUUCGAAUAUGAUUUCGAGAAAGUGUGUGCUAUAAAAUUUAACGACUACUUUGAAUUUCCCCGAGAACUGGACGUCGAACCUUACACGGCGUGGGGCUUGGCGCGCGCGGAGGGCGACGCGUCGCUGUGGGAGGGCGCCGAGCACACGCCCGAGACGCACUACCAGCUGAGCGGCAUCGUCGUGCACUCGGGGCAGGCGUCCGGCGGCCACUACUACUCGUAUGUCUUGCUCAGAGAUAAUGGCAGUGAAACGGGUCGUUGGGUGAAGUUGGACGAUGGCGACGUAUCCGAGUGCGCCAUGCAUGACGAUGACGAGAUGAAGGCGCAGUGUUUCGGCGGAGAAUAUAUGGGCGAGGUAUUUGAUUCUACUAUAAAGAGAGUAUCCUAUAAACGUCAGAAGAGAUGGUGGAAUGCUUACAUGCUCUUCUACACGAGGAAAGACACGAUUGAAACAACUGGUCUUGAAAACUCCAUGCAAAAUAUGACCCUCAAAGAAAGUGCCAUACCGAAGCCUAUCUGGAAUUCUGUUCGUCGUAGCAACAUUGCAUUUUCCCAUAAUCAAGAUCAAUUUAGCCUUGAACAUUUUAAUUUUAUGAAAAAACUGUGUUGUAUGCGACUACAAGUACUACCUGGUUCGCAAAGUGCUGUAUGGGGCCCAGAACAUGAAGAAAUGUCAAUGUUAGCUGUGCAAUUAGCUUCCAAGUUCCUGUUUCAAGUUGGUUUUCACACAAAGAAAACUUUGCGUGGUCCACCUUCGGAUUGGCAUGAUAUUCUUUGCCAUCACUUAAGAUGUUCUCAAGCGGUUAGAGCUUGGUUUGCAACGGAUCUAUUUAAGCAUCCCCAUAGGUUAUGUGAUUACUUACUUUCCUGUCCGAUUGCCGAAGUAAGAGUGGUGUUUACAAAAAUUAUUGUAUUCUUAGCUCAUUUCUCGGUCCAGGAUCCACCAGUGAGCAGCGGGUACGGGUCGUGGUGCUCGCGCGAGGAGGCCACGUCGCUGUCGGACCAGCUGCUGUGCAGCGCGCGCGCACUGGCCGCGCCGCCGCACGCGCACCACUCCGAUCACCGCCAUCUGCCACUGCUCUUCAAUCUUUUUCACGCCUAUGCGAUGCUCGGCCUUGGGGAGCGACACCAACUAUUGCGGCUUAAGAUUUUGGACAUCGUGUUGACAGUCUGUGUAGAAGAUACGACAUCCUCGCUUGGAAAGUAUCCAUAUCCAGAGUCGGCUAAAAUACAUCAGGUUGUGUGCGCUCUAGUGCGGUGUUGCGAUGUGAGUGCGCGAUGCCAGUCAGCCAGUGCCAGCGAGGGAGCACUGCCGCUGCCCAACCCCUACGCGGAACCGCAACCCGCGCACGCGCACUCGUCGCGCCCUGUGCUCUCUGCCACUGCCGCUGAUGUUCUCUACAACCGAACGGGGUCUUAUAUGAAGAAAUUGACCGAGGAGUGUUGUGGCUGUGAAGAAGGAAUCAGACUACUGCAGUUCUUGUGCUGGGAGCAUGCGGGCUGGUCUCGUAUGGCGCUGGCAGAAUUACUCUGGCAAAUGGCUUACGCAUUCUGUUAUGAAUUACGCCGGCACGCCGACGCGCUGACAGCAUUACUGCUCAUGGAAGAUAGCUGGCAGCAUCACCGGAUACAUAAUGCUAUCAAGGGUGUUUCGGAAGAGCGCCCAGGGCUCCUUGAGACGGCGCUGCGUGCACGUAGUCACUACCAAAAACGUGCAUAUGCAUGUGUGAAGCUAGUGGUGGGAGUCAUGUGCCGCACGCCGUUGGCCGUGCGCGCCGUGCACGCGCAGCCCGACGCGCGCCGUCGCUGGCGACAACUGCUCGCCUGGCUGCAAGACGAGCUCGACCGCAAGUAUGGACCGGGAGGAUACGGCUCGUACGGAACGUGGUCCCCACCUAGCAUAUCGAACGAAACCUCAAGUGGAUAUUUCCUGGAACGCAGCAAUUCUGCCAGGAAAACACUUGAAAAGGCGUAUCAGCUGUGCCCCGAAGAAGAAGAGGAGGAGGAGGAAUCGCGAGAGGCAGGCUCGGGCUCGGGCUCCGGCGACGCGGGCGAAGACAGCGGCGACGACGACGCGGCCGACGACGACGAUCCCGCGCCGCGCCGCCUGCAGCUGGCGCCGCCCGCGCCCCCCGCGCCGCCCGCACCGCCCGCGCCGCCCGCCCCUCCGCAGGGACUCUGAGCGCCUCUAGUCCUCUAUGUCGUUAUCGCCCCACGUUUCGUACGAGACGCCGCCGCCUAGACGUAGUUUUGUUCUGUGAUGUUAACGAUACGUGUAUGCUCGCUUCCGACGACGCUCGGGAUGUGCGGCUCCGUCGAUGCGUUGCUUACUUUUUAAUUGUUUAUGUAACAUAAUGUUCCGCUUUAAAAGUACCAUAGUAUUUAUUAUUUUUCUUUUUAAGACUUAAGAUUCUUUACUUAUUCGAUAGGGGAAUUUAUUUUCUAUCGACGCAAAGCAUAUUUAAUAUUUUAUUCUUGUAAGGAAACAUUAUAAGGUUCGAUCGACUCCGUUCCUCAUGAUCGUUGACGAUUUAUCAAGCGUGGAUGAAAGUGAAAUUAAAAAUAAAAUCAUGUUCGAUUAUUAUAAUUCACUAAAACUUACCUAGAUAGGCUGAAUACAGGCCACCCAUAGUCUGCUUUGUAACAACGACAACUAUAUUAAAAACACUCGAAAAUAAAUUUCAAAAUUACGUAAAAUAAAUUAAAAACAAAAAAAACUGAGAAUAAAUAAUAGCCAAAUCCGUUUAUGACUGAUAUAAUUUUAUAAUAAACAGUUAAUAUUUAAGAUUCGUAUAUUAAUCAUAAGCAUUAAGCAUCAACAGUGAGCGACUCAUAAUAAAUCACUUAUAAAUACUUUCAUCAAUUUUACUUAAUAUUUGUAGCGGCAGUAAAUAUAGUACUUUUAGCAUGUUAAAGAAUGUGUGUAAAGUAGACGAUUGAAAUAAGUUAUUAUUUAUUAGUUUAAUAUUACGUAGAAAAUAUUCCAAAAUUUAAACAAUUUUUCACUAGAUUUUACUAAAAUAGCAAGUAAUUUAAAAUCAAUACAUCUAACUUUACUAUAACUAUAACAAGCAAAUUUUUAAAAAAAUAUAAAUUCAUAUGAGACAAAAAUAUCUUUAAUAUUUACUUUGAAAUUGUUUUCGAGUGUUUGUCACAAUCGAAAAGAGACAUACAGUCCAUUUCCUACAUCACAAGUUGUAGUUCAUUCAUGAAUAUACAGAAGUUAUGUUGCUUUAUUGACUCUUUAGUUGUUUAGUUAUAAUAAAAUUUAGCUUAAAAAUAUUAUUUUAUAUAUGUAAAGUUAACUUAUAUUAAAAAAAUAAAAUAUCUUGUUUAGUUACAUUAAUUGAUUGACUGCACAUUUCUGUGGUUGAGGCCAAGUUUUGGCCUAAUGAGCACUAUGCGUUACAACGUUUUUAUAACUUUAUUGCUAGCUUUAUAAUAGUAACAAAGCGUGUAGAGAGUGUAGAUAUUAUAGAGGUAUUAAACACUAGUCUAACAGGAAAAUGUUGCCACGUCGAUGUUCUGCUUUGUAUUAUAUGUUAUUUAUUUUAAUAUUCCAUAAAAGGUUGUAUAUUUUUUCCUUUCAUUUAGAUACUAAUUCGUGGCGUCGCUCAGGCUAUCAGGGAGAUGUGUGAAUUUUGUGUGAUACACUCGUCAUAGUACACUAAUCGUUUUAUACCAGUAUUUAACUAACAAAGGCUAAUGCAGAUUUUAAUGACACAUAAGCAUUUUAAAACAUUUUGUACAAUAUAGAAGAGUAAGUUCGUUGGUAUUCAAUUUAAUCCUGAAUAGUUACAGAAUGCAUUAUAUAGUUACACGUUUUAGAGUACCAAGUUUUUGCCGUAUUCCUACCGAACUAACAGCACAUGUAGUGAACUUAUUUAUCGAACACAAAUAAUAUUGGUCAUAGUGACCUUGUGCCUUACUUUUAUUUUCGUUGCUCAAUUGGUUUACACCUGAUAGUCUGUACCGUCUAUUGUCAGAUCAAAAGAUUAUCAAUAAAAUUAAAUAAAUAUUGCUUUUCAUAAAAAAAUUAACAUUCUUAAAUCAUAUUAUCGCGUAACAAACUUAAGGCUUGCAUGAGUGUGAUCAUGUUUCCAAAUUAUGCAAAGCUUGGUGCAGUGACCGUUGAUUGUUGUUAACUUUAUUACCAAAGAUGGAUUUAUGGAAUAAGGGUAAUUGGCGGCCCUUUUUCUUCAUAGCUUAAUAAUUGAAAUGUUUUGUAUCUUUUAUAAAAUACAAAAGUUAAUGAUGUUUUGUUAUUAAAAGAAAAUUGUGAUCGACCUUAGGCUUAGAUAGGAGAGAUAUUUGAUGAUGUAACACAAAACUAAACUGCCAAUCACAUUUAACGAUUUUUAAACAUGUAUGAGUUUCAAUAUCGUGUAAAUAUCAUGAUCAACGUUCUUGAAUGUCUAUUGUUUUUUAUCUAGAAACCAAAUAAUGCUUCGAAAGUUGUAAUAUAAGUCGAAAAGAUGCGUUAAAAACGUAAAAUCCUUCGCAUGAAUUGAAAACUCUCAUACUUGAAAGUCAACCUGUGAUGCAAAUGAUGAUCACAGGGCAGUAACAAGUCAAAAUUGUUGAAAAUUUGCAUGCCUAUUCGCCUGAACAGUGUAAAAUUAUAAUUGAUAAAUUUAUUAUAAGAUCAGUUGAGUUUUGUAUAAUGUUUCUAUGGCAAAUAUGUAACGAAUGGCAUUUGACAUUAUAGAAUGCUCUCAGAAUGCAUUCAAAUAUAAUAAAAUCAAAAAAAUAAAUUUUGAACAUUU